CAGGUUGUGGACAAGACAAAGUUAUCCCAAUAUAUGGGCGAGGGAAAGAAGCAAAGGACCCAAGAAUAAAUGCAGACAUUCCAAAUCGCCCCGCUGGUCAGAGACCUCAGCCACAGCGCGACCCCAAUCAACCGGGAAAUCAUUUAUUUCCUGUUUCUUCUUUUCACUCGACAGCAUUUGGUCCACAUUUUUCGAUUUCGACCAGUACAAUAUUUCCUUCGUUGUUUAACGCACAAUUUACUUUUCCUCCACCAAAUGGACCGCCAUCACCGCAACAGGCUUAUCUAUCCAGACUUCUUCUGAUGUUUGGCU
This is a messenger RNA of Acaulospora morrowiae, 312 nucleotides long. NCBI's taxonomy places the organism in Eukaryota, Fungi, Glomeromycota, Glomeromycetes, Diversisporales, Acaulosporaceae. The record is from the annotation of a GenBank genome assembly.